GUCAUGAAGAAUACAUUCAGCUUGCUCGCGGCCUUGCCGUUGGUCUCGGCCUUCCCCGCCGUCCUCGAACAGCUGCAGAAGCGCGAGGUCUUUCCAACCGUACCGGCACCCAGGUUUACGACUGACCGCGACAACUGCGGCUCGCAUGGCAAAUGCACAGUCUUUGACGCUCAAGAUCAACUCGUGAACGUCCAAGAAGGAAGCGGACACGAGUUCCGCUCACCAGGAGCAGGCGAUCUUCGUGGCCAGUGCCCCGGCCUUAACGCUGCUGCGAACCACGCCUUCCUUCCCCGGAACGGCAUUGCUACGAUCCAGCAAACCGUAGAUGGCCUGGGUGCCGCAUACAGCAUGUCUCCAGAGCUCGGCGCUGCCCUUGCCGCCAUUGCAAUCGCCGUCUCUGGUGACCCCGUCGCUGGUACUUGGUCUAUUGGAUCCGGUUACAACGGCGCUGUCGGACUACUGGGCCGACCAACUGGUAUCGUUGGAACUCACUCGCGGUACGAGGGAGAUGCUUCCAUCGUUCGAGGUGACGCCUUUAUGCACGGAGGCAACGUCGGCGCUUUCGAGAUGCACCGAUGGGAACGACUUUACAGCCUGCUCGGCGAUGAGGACAACCUCACCCAUGACAAGGUUGCUUCGCAAGCGUACUACACGAUGCAGUACAGUGUCGAAAACAACCCAUACUACUUCAGCGCCCCCUUCUCUGGCCUCGUCGCUCCUGAUGCUCAUAACUUCGUGGUCAACUUCAUGUCCAACCACUCUGCCGACAACAUGGGAGGUCAGCUCUCUCGCGAAACGCUCAAGUCCUUCUUCGCUGUCACUGGUGAAACCGGCAGCUUCGUGCACAAUAGAGGCCAAGAACGCAUUCCUGACAACUGGUACAAGCGCCCAACCAGCCAGCCGAUGAACACCGUCGAUACCAACGUCGACACCGCCGUGAACGAUCGGAUGUAUCCAGGCAUCAUCAAAUUCGGUGGCAAUACGGGCACGGUGAACAGCUUCACUGGCGUCGAUCUCGGCGAUCUCACUGGCGGCGUCUUCAACGGAGCGACUUUGGGUGAGGGUAACAACCUUUCCUGCUUCUUCCUUCGUGCUUCUCAGGCUGGUCUUGUCGAUGCCGGCUCUCCUGUCACUGGAGCCGUCGGCGCUGCUCUCAACUUGUUGACCAAGACGUUGGGCCCACAAGCACAGGCUUUGGGCUGCCCAGAACUCAAGAGCUUGAACAACAACCUCUUCUCCGGUAUGAAGACUGGAACCUUCUAGGCUGCAUGGCUUUCGGCUCUGCAAUGGAAUGGUGGAAAAUGAGCAAGCCAAACGGCUGUGGCCUCACGAAUGAUGUCUUGACGAGGAUGGGAUGUAGUUGUAGCACGACGAUGUAUAUCAUAUCGAUUGUUACCAAGAAAUCUAGCAAAAGACUUGCAUCUA
Messenger RNA from Zymoseptoria tritici IPO323, 1425 nucleotides. RefSeq lists its product as uncharacterized. NCBI's taxonomy places the organism in Eukaryota, Fungi, Ascomycota, Dothideomycetes, Mycosphaerellales, Mycosphaerellaceae. Bases 4 to 1263 code for a protein of 419 amino acids. The record is from RefSeq and is a predicted model, not a curated record. Gene Ontology annotation, molecular function: peroxidase activity. The transcript is spliced from 5 exons.